Molecule: messenger RNA, 911 nt
Organism: Eriocheir sinensis (Chinese mitten crab)
Lineage: Eukaryota; Metazoa; Arthropoda; Malacostraca; Decapoda; Varunidae
Product: acanthoscurrin-2-like
Exons: 2
Coding region: 33-707 (224 amino acids)
Source: RefSeq, a predicted model, not a curated record
GUCGACAGUCUCUUCGGAGCACAGCAAACACCAUGAUGAGACACUCUCUCGCCCUCCUGUCCCUGGCCAUGCUCCUCGGCGUGGCCUGCGUCAGCGCCGGCGGCGGCCACGGCGGUGGUGGCUUCGGCGGCGGCGGCUUCAGCGGUGGCGGCUUCAGCGGUGGCAGUUUCGGAGGUGGAAGAAGUUACGGCGGCGGUGGUGGUUUCGGCGGCGGCGGUGGUGGCUUCGGCGGAGGCGGCUUUGGCGGCAAGGGUGGAUUUGGCGGCGGCGGCGGCAUCAUCAGCGGCGGCCAUGGCGGCGGUGGAUUUGGAGGUGGAAAGGGCGGCUUUGGCGGCGGUAGCUUUGGAGGUGGAAGAAGCUAUGGCGGUGGUGGUUUCGGCGGCGGCGGUGGCGGCUUCGGCGGCGGCGGCGGCGGUUUCGGCGGUGGCGGAAAGGGCUUCGGCGGCGGCGGUUUCGGCGGUGGCGGAAAGGGCUUCGGCGGCGGCGGUUUCGGCGGUGGCGGAAAGGGCUUCAGCGGCGGCGGCUUCAGCGGCGGCAGCUUUGGAGGUGGAAGGAGCUAUGGCGGUGGUGGUUUCGGUGGCGGCGGCGGCGGCGGCUUCGGCGGUGGCGGAUUCGGCGGUGGCGGAAAGGGCUUCGGCGGCGGCGGCGGCGGCUUCGGCGGCGGCGGCUUCGGCGGCGGCGGUCAUGGCGGCGGCUACGGCAAGUAAGGCUUCCCUUCCACCUCUUCGCUGCGACGCCUCAUCGUGUGCACAUACGCAGUCGUGCACGCCUGUGUGCGUUGACGUGUGUGCGAACAGAGGAGAGGAACGGAGUCUUCCCGCCCCUCUUCUCCCCUCACUCUACCUCCUUCUCAUCUCAUUUUCUUCACUGCAGCGAACAAGUCAAUAAAUUAUUCGACAAAACAGAAACAA